Molecule: messenger RNA, 3057 nt
Organism: Danio aesculapii
Lineage: Eukaryota; Metazoa; Chordata; Actinopteri; Cypriniformes; Danionidae
Product: integral membrane protein GPR155-like
Exons: 17
Coding region: 372-2621 (749 amino acids)
Biological process (GO): transmembrane transport
Cellular component (GO): membrane
Source: RefSeq, a predicted model, not a curated record
GAUUCCCUCAGUGCUAAUAUUAGCGGCAAUUUGACGCCCAUCCACUAGCCCGCGUGACUGUAGCCAAUCGCAUGAGAGUGUUCCAUGUAUUUCGGCAUACUUCCUACAUUUCCGCUAAUCAGCGCCAUGAUCAGAUGAACUAAGGCGGGGCUUGUCGACACCAUAGGCGGAAUCUCCCGUCAGUCAUACAGUGAUUUGACAUUGAAAGUAACGGAGUGCUGGAGCGCUCGUGAUGCUGUGAGCAGACUGUAAGCAUGGAUGUUUCGGCUGUGUUGUUCUUUUACGACAUUAUGUACAAUCCACGUAUAGAUCAUCUCGACACCUGAACACACGCUUUCUGAUCUGCACCAUUAGCUCAUUUCUUCAUCAUCAUGGAGGGCCAGUAUGUGUCCAUCCACGGCCUUAACGUCACCCACAGCCCUCUCGGAGCGCCUGCCAUGUCCAUAGAGAAGCUUUUCCCUGCCCUGCUGGAGUGUUUCGGCAUCAUCCUGUGUGGUUAUGCGGCGGGUCGCAGUGGCAUCAUCAGCGCAGCGCAGGUCAACGGUCUGGGCAGUUUCGUGUCGUGUUUCGCUCUCCCCGCGCUGCUCUUCAAGAACAUGGUGCAGCUGCAGUUCCAGCAUGUCGUCUGGUCUUUUCUGUGGAGCGUUUUGAUCGCAAAAGUGUGCGUGUUCUCUUUGGUGUGUGUGUUGACGCUGUUGGUGGCAGAUCCUGAAAGCAAGUACAGUAAAGCUGGGCUGUUUGCUAUCUUCGCCACGCAGAGCAAUGACUUUGCUCUGGGAUAUCCUAUAGUGGAUGCGCUGUACAGGAGCUCUCACUCGGAGUAUGAGCAGUACAUCUAUCUGGUGGCUCCCGUGUCUCUGAUGCUCCUCAACCCUGUGGGCUUCGCUUUGUGUGAGAUCCAGAGAUGGAGACACAGCAGUGAUCUAAACUACAGCAAACUGCACGUCAUCUUCACUGUCACACUGCAGGUCUUGAAGAACCCAAUAGUCUUCAUGGUUAUUGUUGGAAUUGUCUCUCAUUUUGUGUUUGGUGGACGUGUGCCUGUUUUACUGGGAGAGUUUGUUGAUGGACUGGCAGACUCCUUUGGAGGGGCGGCUCUCUUUUAUCUGGGCCUGAACAUGGUGGGACAGAUGAGCAAACUCACGCGUUCCACUGGGGUCUCCCUCAUCCUGCUCAUCACUGCCAAACUACUGGUUAUGCCUCUGAUGUGCAGAGACAUGGUGGAGCUGUUGGAUGCUGGUAACUCCAGCUCAGCCAAUCACUCCAGCUUAUCUGAUUAUGCUUUCCUUUAUGGAGUUUUCCCCACCGCUCCCAGUGUGGCCAUCUAUGCUGCACAGUACAACAUGGAGCUGGAUGUGGUGACCUCUGGUAUGGUCAUCAGCACGUUCCUGUCGGCACCCAUCAUGUAUGUGUCAGCAUGGCUUUUGACCAUUCCAUGGAUGGAGGCCUCAUUCCUGGUGAAGGAGCUACAGGACGUCAGCUUUAACAUCAGCAUUGUCUGUCUGAUAGCACUGGUUUGGACCCUUGCCGUCAUGCUACUCAGUAAGAAGUUUCGGAGGCCACCACAAAUGUUUGCCACAAAUCUGUUUUUAGCACAGCUCCUAGCUUGUAUGUCGAUGCUCUUUUGGAAGUUUGUCCUAAAGCAGGGCAGCGUGUUUGGCCAAAUUCUCACCUUUACACUACUUUACGGGUCUCUCUACAGUACCUACAUGUGGACAGGUCUUUUGGCGUUCUCGCUUACUUUACUGGGCAGAAAUGAAAACUUGAAAGUGAAACCCAUCCUGUUCAUCAUCUUUGGAUGGGGAAUUCCUUUUCUGACCGUGGGUGGGCUGCUCAUGAUUGGUCAAAGAAUGAGUGACAGCUUAGACCCCGCCUUCUAUUAUGGCAGUGGGCAGAUUGUUUCCACCGUGGUCGUUUUGGGCUGCAGUAUUGUGCUGGGUGGUCUGUCUCUAAUGGGUUUAAGUCGGGGGGCUCAGGAGGAGCAGAGCUAUCAGGCCCUAGAUCAAAACUCCAUCACAGGUGCAUCAGAAAAUUCCAGACACCUCCAGACAGAGAACCAGAACUCAUCUGAUGUGGAUCAAACACAAACAAGCACAGAUGUUUGUUGCAGUGAGCCCAUGCCAGACAUGAUAGCCGGACAUCUGAAUGACUCCCCAGUGCCUUCAGCAGGGAUUGUCCUGAGUGAGGCAUCAAGCUCUUCGCGUGUGCAGGAGGAGAGGCAAAUUGCUCGACAUGUGCUCCUCUGUCUGCUGCUCAUCGUCAGCAUGCUUGCUAACCUGUCCAGCUGCCUGUGGUGGUUGUUCAGUGCUGAUCCAGGACGACUUUACCUCGAGCUGCAGUUUUUCUGUGCUGUAGCCAAUUAUGGACAGGGCUUUGUUUCCUUUGGUAUUUUUGGGUUGGAUGAGCACCUUAUUAUUCUUCCAUUCAGAAAGAGGCUGGCGGCUCUGUGUGGUUUCAGUCAGGAGGAAAACCUUGAGUCUUCGGCUGUUCCUGAGGAAAUUCGACUGACCUGCACUCAGUUUGUGAGAUACCACAAAGAUCAGUGCGUUCAGGAUAUUGUUCGCAACAGAGGGGGGUCUUCUGAAUCUCUCGGCGGACCUGUGGGUGAAUCCUUCCUUUGAUUGACAGGAGUCACUGUUAUUUAGGCAGUGCAUUCAUUGGCUUCCUCUUGUAUGUGGGUGUGGCUAAAGUAAAAGUUGUGGCCUUGCUUUCAGGACACAGUCGCAGAAGAACAAUGUCUUACAACACACGAGUCUUCAAACUACCUGUGAUGCUGGUUCAUAAAAGGAUGAUGUGCUCAGUGUCUCCGCAUUUGUGAUGUGACACAAGCCCAAGCUGGAACUAAAUAGACUGAAUUGUGUAUCAGUAUGUGUUGUACUUUUUAAAUUACUAUGCAUGGCAUGCAGAAAGCACAGACGUCUCCCUUUACUCCCAUACCUGCACAUUCAACAGCCUUGCUCUGUUUCAAAUCUAGUGAGUUCCCUAUUGAGGCAGCAUUUAAAGGGUCACGAAACACCAUGAGAUGUUGACAGUCAUAUAUGUGUCCCAUGUUGCUAA